Molecule: messenger RNA, 456 nt
Organism: Acanthocheilonema viteae
Lineage: Eukaryota; Metazoa; Nematoda; Chromadorea; Rhabditida; Onchocercidae
Source: the annotation of a GenBank genome assembly
AUGAAUCAAAAACGGCCUAAGCAAAAGAAGGAUGAUCAGGGGGAUCAAGAAUAUGUUGUAGAAAAAAUUAUAGACAAACGAGUUCGAAAUGGAGUAACUGAGUACUUUUUGAGUUGGAAAGGGUUUCCGUCAUCGGAGAACACCUGGGAGCCAGAAGAAAAUCUUGAUUGUCCGGAUUUAAUCCAGGCAUUUGAAGUUCAAGAAAAGCGAACCAAAGAACAAAAACGAGCGAAGUGUUUUGAAAGAAUGGGACGAGGCUUCUUUGACCGAGGUUUGGAACCAGAACGAAUUGUUGGUGCCACAAAUAGCAGUGGGGAAUUAGAGCUGCUGAUUAAAUGGAAAGGAACUGAUUUGGCUGAUUUAGUUCCUGCAAAAAUUGCAAAUGAAAGAUGUCCUCAGCUUGUUAUCAAAUUCUACGAAGAACAUAUUCAGUGGAACAAUUGUGCACAAGUGUGA